AUGCAGUCGACUUUGCACCGCUUCACAACUGCUGGAGACUUCCUCACCAACUAUCAACCAUCCCGGCUGGAGCUGCUGCCGUGCACCUCAGCACAGAUGAUGGGCGUGAAAUGCAAGGGGCCGUCAGCUGUUGCACACUGGCACACUUUCAAUGAUGAGUGCCGGGCGCUGCUGUGCGUGCUGCCAGAUGGCGGCCCAACACCAACUUCUGCGGCUGUGGGCAACGAGGACAACCUGCAUCUUGAGCUGUUCACGCACAUCCUUCGGCCGCUGCAGCAGGCCUUGUCACGCACAGACGGUUUCUUUGGAGCCGCUCGUGCAAUGCAAGGCAUGACAAAGGGCAUCUGGACAAACAAGUCAGAUUUUAUGCUGCAGUCCUGCAUCAACUCAGAGCUGCUGGUGGCAAUCGAGGUGAAGAAGUCGGCCGUCAUCUGUGUGCCGCAAAGCAGCAGCCUGCCAGCUAUGUACACCUCAGGUUAG
Molecule: messenger RNA, 480 nt
Organism: Volvox carteri f. nagariensis
Lineage: Eukaryota; Viridiplantae; Chlorophyta; Chlorophyceae; Chlamydomonadales; Volvocaceae
Exons: 2
Coding region: 1-480 (159 amino acids)
Source: RefSeq, a predicted model, not a curated record